This is a messenger RNA of Xenopus tropicalis (tropical clawed frog), 3536 nucleotides long. It is a transcript of the gene fzd6, whose product is annotated as frizzled class receptor 6. Gene Ontology annotation, cellular component: apical plasma membrane; cell surface; endoplasmic reticulum membrane. Gene Ontology annotation, molecular function: transmembrane signaling receptor activity. Gene Ontology annotation, biological process: cell surface receptor signaling pathway. The record is from RefSeq and is a predicted model, not a curated record. Lineage: Eukaryota; Metazoa; Chordata; Amphibia; Anura; Pipidae. The coding region runs from base 271 to 2445 and encodes 724 amino acids. The transcript is spliced from 7 exons.
CUCCCAGUGCCUCCCAGUUCCACUGCUGUGGGAAAGAGAAGCAACAGCCUGUGUGCGUCUCCCAAAUAGGAACAAACAGGCAGAGGAGGAUUGUGCCCCAAUACACACUCUCAGCGCUGGUCCUGGUGAGCAAAGUGAGCAUGGAUGUCUGCCAAAUAUAAACUCCAUGAGUUUUCACUGGUUGACACUGUGCAUUUACACUGGAGCACCACCAUAGGUCUAUACUGAUGUCCUCUAUGAAUGGAACACUCCUGUGCUAGCUGCUGACACAUGGAUCUGAUUGGCUGUUACUUCCAUGAACAGAGCAUCUGCUGUACAAAGAUGGCAGCUAGAUUAGGCAAGGUGCUACUUGUGACACUGCUACUGCCACUUGUGCAAAGUCACAGCCUGUUCACAUGUGAACCCAUCACCGUGCCCAGAUGCACAGGAAUGAAUUAUAACAUGACGUUCUUUCCAAACCUCCUGGAACACUAUGACCAAGAUAUUGCAGCGCUAAGGAUGGAACCAUUUCUUCCACUCCUGAAUCUUCAUUGUUCCCCAGAGGUGCACACGUUCCUGUGCCGGGCCUUCGUUCCUGAGUGCACGGAACCCAAACAUAUAACAAUGCCUUGUAGGAGCCUCUGUGAGCGAGUUUAUUCAGACUGUAAGAACCUCAUUGAAACCUUUGGGAUUACUUGGCCUGCAGAGCUGGAAUGUGACAGAAUGAGAGAUUGCAACAAUUCCCAGUCCAAAGGGGGCGGUGGACCUGACGAUCCACAUGAUGCUCUUCGACAUCCUGAACAAGUUCACAGAGACUUUAAGUUCUGGUGCCCACAACACCUGAAGACUUCCCAGGGAUCGGGUUUCAAGUUUUUGGGGGUAGACCGCUGUGCACCGCCAUGCCCUAACAUGUACUUCAAAAAAGUUGAUAUGGACUUUGCAAAAUAUUUCAUUGGCGUCAUUUCAAUAAUAUGUCUUUGUGUCACCCUCUUCACUGUUCUAACCUUCCUGAUUGACGUACAAAGGUUUAGAUACCCAGAAAGGCCAAUUAUUUUUUAUUCAGUGUGCUACAGCAUGGUGUCGCUGAUGUACGUCAUUGGGUUUUUAAUGGGUAAUUCCAUUGUCUGCAACGAACGAGAAGAAAAUUUUGCUUCGGGGGACACUGUUGUUCUUGGAUCCCAGCACAAAGCAUGCACCAUCAUCUUUAUGCUCCUUUACUUCUGUACCAUGGCAGGAACCAUAUGGUGGGUGAUGCUUACAAUCACUUGGUUUCUGGCUGCUGGACGGAAAUGGAGUUGCGAGGCGAUUGAGCAGAAGUCACUGUGGUUUCACGGUGUGGCAUGGGGCAUUCCAGGAAUCCUCACCAUCAUUCUUCUGGCCAUGAACAAAGUAGAAGGAGACAACAUUAGUGGUGUUUGUUUUGUUGGACUCUAUGACCAAGAGGUUUCUAUAUACUUUGUUCUCCUGCCUCUGUGCCUUUGUGUCUUCAUUGGACUUUCUCUUCUCCUAGCUGGGAUUAUUUCCUUAAAUAAUGUUCGGCAGGUCAUACAGCACGACGAGAGGAACCAACAGAAACUGAAGAAGUUCAUGAUCCGCAUUGGUGUGUUCAGUGGCACAUACCUAGUUCCACUGGUGAUUCUGCUGGGGUGCUAUGUCUACGAGCAAGUAUACAGAAGCUCUUGGGAAAUGACCUGGGUCUCUGACAAUUGCCAGGAUUACCAUAUCCCAUGUCCUUUCCAGCUAAAGAACCCAGCCAGGCCUGACCUUGGAUUGUUCAUAACCAAAUACAUCAUGACCUUAAUUGUUGGCAUCUCUGCUAUCUUCUGGGUGGGCAGUAAGAAAACUUGUUCUGAGUGGGUGAAUUUUUUUAACCGGAGUCGAAAACAAGACCCCAUCAGUGAGAGCCGUAGGGUUCUACAGGAAUCUUGUGAAUUUUUCCUCAAGCACAAUGCCAAAGUGAAACAUAAGAAGAAGAAGCACUCAAAGUCUGGCUCCCACAAGCUGAAAGUCAUAUCCAAGUCAAUGGGAACAAGCACAAGUGGAAAAAUUAACCAUGGCAUGACUGCUGUGACAAAUACAAGCCAUGAUUUCUUAGGUCAAGAAGCAUCUGGUGAUGUUAGAAGCACGUUGGACUUUUCUCGUACUGAAGACCCAGAGGGUGCAAGUUGCAUCCACAAAUCGAGAGAUGACAUCACUGGGGAGGUCACCACCCAGACCCUGUUAGAUGGCACUGAGGCACCUGUAGAACAUACAGACUGUAAUAAUAAACCAGGAAGUAAAAGAGGAAAUGGCUUGCCAGGAAGCAUUCACACCAUUCUUCAUGAAAGUUUACACGAGGUGGCUGAGAACCGUGUGAAUGUGGAAAGUGCAUCUCUGGAUCCAGACCAAACAGAGGAUCUUUCCAAAGUGCCCGGCCAUACUUCCCCCCACGACAAUGACACUAAUAUGAACACAACGAGUGCAUGAGAAUCAGAUCAUCCAGGACUUUUUGGUCUUCUGAUUCCAGUGUUACUAGCAGAUAUUGGAAUCCUGUUUUAGAGCGGAAAAUAAACUGUUCUACUACACUAGACAUUUGCACUUACCAAAAACUUUCUAGCUUCCAUAGCAGAAUUUUUUUUCUACUUUUUAUUGUUUUGUAGAAGAUUUACAGAACUUUGGAUUUCUUUAAAGGGAAAAAGCGAACUUUCCUGUAUUUAUAGAUUAUUUGGGUUAUUUUCCAUUUAUUUUCCCUCAGACAGUAAUGCACAGGACAUACCCAGCUUGCUUGCCAAUAUGAGUGCCAGCUGCCAUAUUAUUUGCCUCUGGUGAGGCAUUGACAACAAAAGCAAACACACCAUAUGCAUGACUGAAAUGUGCAUACAACAUGGCAGCUCUAAUUCCAAUGGGUCAUUGUGGUUUUGCAGAGAAAUAAUGAUCUGUAAACAUGGUCUGCACUCAUGCUUUACACAAUAUGUAAUAAGUAAAGUAAAUGGAAGAUGUCUUUAGAAACAAAGUCUAUUUUCCAUUUGGCUGGCACACUGCAUGUGUGGGAUUUCAGUCACUUCAGUUAUACACAGGCCAGUCGCCUGCUAUUGGAUGAUACCGGCCCACAAAUGUGCGGCCAUAGGCAAAAUAUUUAUUGCCUGUUAUUUUAAGAAGCAGUAACAGAUGAUAAAGGGUGCAUUGAGCGCAGCAGCAGUUUUGGGUGAUAAUCACCUGACCCACAGUUGCUCCGGCAGGCUAGAUCUCCAUCAUAGUCUAUAGAAGUGUAUUUGCAAAUGUUGUGCCACCCACCUGGAAGCUAGAAAUCACAUGGGCCACAAAACACGGUGUGUCAUUGCAACGUGUGUCACGGUGUGUCAUUGUCAUUGCAGGACAGCUGAGAUCAAAAUGGCGCACAUCUACUUCCAGAGUUCAUAUCCUGUAAAUAACUGGAUCUUUUCUCUUUCUUCUCUUCCCAGUGUCUGACUAGGUCAGACACUGUGCUUUAUUUAAAAUGACUACUGAUGUUAAUGUUUUUAUAUUCAUAUAUUUAAUUCUGAAGGUUGCAAAGUUAUAAAUAAAGUUUUUUACUGAAA